AUGCCUUUCACAAACGACGCAACACUCCACGACAUUCAGCUGAACGAUAUUCAAGCGAGAGACAUGAGCCACGCCGAGCGUAUGAAAGAGCUCAUUGCUCGGCCGGCGCCGCCUGCUCCGUUUCCGGAAGAUCUACCUGAUCGAGCUCCUCAGCCCAAAUCAUGGUGGAGGAAGAGGAAGCUUCUUCUUGUGAUUUUCUUCGUUAUGGGUCUGAUAGCUCUCGGCGGCAUCGGUGUGCUCGCGUACCUCUACUACCGGGAGCAUUCGAACCUCGCAGCAGCCCACAGCAUGCAUCAGUCGCUGGAGUCCCAACUCAGUGAUGUGCGGGCACACCCAUUAAUCACCACCAUUACGGAAACAGCAAAAUCAACUGUUACGAACACCGAAACAGUAACACAGACCGAGGUCAAUACUAUCACGGUAUCCAGCAAGGUAUUCGAAACCGUCACGAUCACGACGGGACUCUCGGCUGGUGGUCAGAAGACCGCUACCGUCACGAAAGCAAUCACAGACACAGUCACCGUCUUCACCGCUCACUGGACUGUAGUAGCGACCGAAUGCCCUUUGUGA
Molecule: messenger RNA, 570 nt
Organism: Cyphellophora attinorum
Lineage: Eukaryota; Fungi; Ascomycota; Eurotiomycetes; Chaetothyriales; Cyphellophoraceae
Exons: 1
Coding region: 1-570 (189 amino acids)
Source: RefSeq, a predicted model, not a curated record